AUGGCAAAUGUCAACUUCACAUUUGUUACUGAGUUUAUCCUUUUGGGACUGACUGAUCGUGGUGAAAUCAAGGUGUUUCUCUUUAUAUUGUUCCUUUUGAUCUAUGUCAUUUCCUUGGUGGGGAAUCUGGGACUGUUUAUGCUGAUCCACAUAACUCCCAAACUCCAUACACCUAUGUACCACUUCCUUCGCUCUCUGUCAUUUGUUGAUGCCUGUUAUUCAUCAGUAUUUGCACCCACAUUACUACUGAACUUCUUUGUUGAAAGAGAGAGAAUCUCAUUCUCUGCUUGCAUCCUGCAAUAUUUCUUGUUUGCAUCACUGCUUACUACAGAGGGCUUUCUCCUGGCCGCAAUGGCUUUUGACCGUUACAUGGCCAUUGCAAACCCUCUAACUUACACAGUGGCUAUGACAAAAUUGAUAUGUGUUCUACUAGUGCUGGGUUCAUGCUUAGGAGGGACUAUCACAUCAUUAACACAUACAAUUGGCUUAAUGAAGCUGUCCUUUUGUGGCCCUAAUGUCAUCAGUCAUUUCUUCUGUGACCUUCCUCCCCUGUUGAAGCUGUCCUGUUCUGACACCUCCAUGAAUGAACUGCUGCUUUUGGUAUUCUCUGGAGUCAUUGCCAUGACUACACUUUUGACUGUGGUUCUCUCUUAUAUCUUCAUUGUUGCUGCUAUUCUGAGGAUCCGUUCAGCAGCAGGCAGACACAAAGCCUUCUCUACUUGUGCAUCCCAUCUUACAGCUGUCACUUUAUUUUAUGGUUCUAUCAGCUUCAGUUACAUUCAACCAACUUCUCAGUACUCCUUAGAGCAAGAGAAGGUGGUAUCCAUAUUUUAUACCCUGGUGAUUCCUAUGUUGAAUCCACUGAUUUACAGUUUAAGGAACAAAGACGUAAAAGAUGCUGUGAAAAGAGUUAUAGAGAUCAAACAUUCCCUGCAUUAA
Messenger RNA from Rattus rattus (black rat), 939 nucleotides. RefSeq names its product olfactory receptor 1052-like. NCBI's taxonomy places the organism in Eukaryota, Metazoa, Chordata, Mammalia, Rodentia, Muridae. Bases 1 to 939 code for a protein of 312 amino acids. The record is from RefSeq and is a predicted model, not a curated record. Gene Ontology annotation, cellular component: membrane. The transcript has a single exon. Gene Ontology annotation, molecular function: odorant binding; G protein-coupled receptor activity; olfactory receptor activity. Gene Ontology annotation, biological process: sensory perception of smell; G protein-coupled receptor signaling pathway.